GCAGGCGCAGAAUGUCUAAGGAAACUGAAUAGGGAAAGCGAGGAAAGCCACGAUUUGCUGAUGCAGGAGUGGUGAAAUCUACUGAGAGGGCGUUGAAAGAGGAAUGCAUGUAAAAUGAUUAAGACAAGGUGUCUUUGAUUGACAGGUGUGUGUGCGUGCUCAGGUGAGGAUGACAAUGGCUCAUGUUGGAGCAGUGGUCGCGGCGGUGACUGGGCUCAUGGCCAUCCUCCUACACUCAUCCAUACACCGCAUAGACGAGGGACACGUGGGCGUCUACUACAGAGGUGGAGCACUCUUGACUUUCCCGAACGGGCCUGGAUACCAUAUCAUGCUGCCUUUUAUCACUACCUACAGAUCUGUGCAGACGACACUGCAGACAGAUGAGAUUAAGAAUGUGCCUUGUGGAACCAGCGGGGGUGUGAUGAUCUACUUUGACCGAAUCGAGGUUGUGAACAUGCUGGUGCCGACUGCAGUGGUGGACAUUGUGAGGAACUACACCGCUGACUACGAUAAAACACUCAUCUUCAACAAGAUCCACCACGAGCUCAACCAGUUCUGUAGUGUACACACGCUUCAGGAAGUUUACAUUGAGCUCUUCGACAUCAUCGAUGAGAACCUGAGGACGGCCUUGCAGAAGGAUCUGACUAAUAUGGCCCCCGGGCUCACCAUUCAGGCUGUGCGCGUCACCAAGCCGAAAAUCCCCGAGUCGAUCAGGAGGAACUAUGAGCUUAUGGAGGCGGAGAAGACUCGUCUGAUGAUCACGGCCCAGACACAGAAGGUCGUGGAGAAGGAGGCUGAGACGGAGAGAAAGAAAGCCAUCAUCGAGGCGCAGAAGGUGCUCCAGGUGGCUGAGAUCCAUUUCCAGCAGAAGGUGAUGGAGAAGCAGACUGAAAAGAAGAUCUCAGAGAUUGAGGACUCUGCAUUUCUGGCACGAGAGAAGGCCAAAGCAGAUGCUGAGUACUACACAGCAGAGAAGAUUGCUGAAGCCAACAGGGUGAAGUUGACCCCUGAGUACCUGCAGAUGGUGAAGUACCAGGCCAUUGCGUCCAACAGCAAGAUCUACUUUGGCCAGGACAUCCCCAACAUGUUUGUGGACAACAGCGCCCCCUCUGAGGGUGGAGGAGCGGUGCAGGAGGACGGCGCCGAGCUCACAGAGAACAGGCCCCGCCACAAGGGUGCGCCGUCCCGCACCCACACAGAGGGGCAGUGAGGGGCCACCGAGCCCCUGGACUCCGAGAUGACCCACCCUGUCCAUCUCUGUCCGUCCGUCUGUCUGUCCGUUGACUUUGAAUGUCCCUUUGACGAUCUGUCUGAUGCAAUGUGUGUGUGUCUGAUGCAAUGUGUGUGUGUGUGUGUGUGUGUGUGUGUGUGUGUGUCUGUCUGAUGGAAUGUGUGUGUCUGAUGCAAUGUGUGUGUGUGUGUGUGUGUGUGUGUGUGUGUCUGUCUGAUGCAGUGUGUGUCUGUCUUAUGCAAUGUGUGUGUGUCUGAUGCAAUGUGUGGUCUGCCUGCUGAUAUGACCACCAGGUUGUCUGUUGAUCUGAAUGGCCCACUGACUGGACGAUUGUCUGUUGUCUGUCUGUCUAUUGGUCAGUGGGGUUUGGGCUCUUAAUGUCUUGAUGCUUCACCAGCUUGUAAGGGUGCUCUCUCUGCUAGGAUCCUAGGGCAAGAGAGACUGCGUGCGUGCGUGGGUCGGUGCGUGCGUGCGU
Messenger RNA from Alosa sapidissima (American shad), 1706 nucleotides. It is a transcript of the gene erlin1, whose product is annotated as ER lipid raft associated 1. Lineage: Eukaryota; Metazoa; Chordata; Actinopteri; Clupeiformes; Clupeidae. Gene Ontology annotation, molecular function: cholesterol binding; ubiquitin protein ligase binding. The record is from RefSeq and is a predicted model, not a curated record. The transcript has 12 exons. Gene Ontology annotation, biological process: SREBP signaling pathway. Gene Ontology annotation, cellular component: endoplasmic reticulum membrane; endoplasmic reticulum. Bases 170 to 1210 code for a protein of 346 amino acids.